AUGGCGUAUCAGCCAUCGAUUCCAGCUCCAAGUUCGGGAUCGAGUUCGAGUUCUGGGUUUCAAUUCUUGAAUUCUCCUUUUGGGGAUACCACUUACACAAAGGUAUUUGUUGGAGGGCUAGCUUGGGAGACUCAGAGUGAGACCCUGCGGCGUUACUUUGACCAGUUCGGUGAGAUCCUUGAGGCUGUUGUCAUCACUGAUAAGAACACUGGCCGAUCCAAAGGCUACGGUUUUGUGACUUUCCAGGACCCCGAAUCUGCCAGGAGAGCAUGUGCUGAUCCAACUCCUAUUAUUGAUGGUAGGCGGGCUAAUUGUAACUUGGCUUCACUUGGACGACCCCGGCCUGUUAUACCUUUUGGACGUCUUAGAUCACCAACGCCUUACCUUGGAGCUGUGCCAGCUGCUCGAGGGGCUUAUAUUGGAAGUUUUGGUCACCAACAAGCAGCCUCUCUCAGCUAUCAACAAGGAUAUAUGUAUCCUCCAUAUGGGUAUGCAGCAUAUGGUCCAGAGUAUGUCUACCCACAGGGUGUCUAUAACCCUUAUGUGAAUCAGCAGUACCUUCACAUAUAUGGCGUACCGGGAACAGUUAACACGGCUAUGUAUCCAUACAGCCAAUUGGGUCAGACUGUUCCCGGCAGUCAUGGUUACACAACGUUGCAGGGCUAUGCUGUGCCUGGUCAUCAGAUUAUGCAGUUUGGUGGGCCCAGUGUCAAUGCAAUGACAACUUCAUCUGUACCAACUAUUCAAGCACCAUAUCUUGCAGGUGUGGCAGCACCUGCUUUAGCACAACCACCGUUUAUGCUUCCUGCUCGUUCUCAGUUCAUGCAAGGCAGUGGUUCUGACCAAAAUGCUGGGUACACAAUUCUUCUCUUGCCCAUUGCAUAUGCAGUCUGCGAUUUAAAGUUUGUCAUCAAGGCAAUGGUGAAGGAAAAAAAACCUUUGGUCAUACAUAAUCAUGCUCACCAGAUAAGUCAUAUGUUUGAGUCGCACCUGAUGGUCGAGAAAGGAACUUGGAAGGUGCGAAUUGCACUUUCUUUUCUUCACUAUUGUGUAUUUAAACCCUCGCAUUCUACCGGUGUUCUGGAUGACCGGUGGAGAAUCAUGCAUUGAUGGAUGCUGGAAUCGGUUUCUAGCACCCAUGUAGGAAUAAAACUCUGUAAAAAUUCAUGUUAGAAUCAAAAUAUGAUUCUUUUAUAGUCAAGUCCCAGCAUUCUGGGUGUGUAUGUAGUCCUGGUGCUGUAUGUUGGUUGGUCCAACAUUGUAAUUUAAAUGUCAUUUGAGUCCCAUGUAUAACAGUAGCUGCAGUUCCAUUUAAUCGCAAUUCUGUAAACUGGCUUAUAUUGAGAGCUGGCUUCAAAGUAUGAAAAAAGCUCCAUAUUUUAUUCUGGCAAAAGGUGGUAUUUUUUGUGUUUACAUUUGUGG
Ilex paraguariensis (yerba mate) is the source of this 1422-nucleotide messenger RNA. NCBI's taxonomy places the organism in Eukaryota, Viridiplantae, Streptophyta, Magnoliopsida, Aquifoliales, Aquifoliaceae. The record is from the annotation of a GenBank genome assembly.